Molecule: messenger RNA, 1104 nt
Organism: Aedes albopictus (Asian tiger mosquito)
Lineage: Eukaryota; Metazoa; Arthropoda; Insecta; Diptera; Culicidae
Product: coiled-coil domain-containing protein 115-like
Exons: 1
Coding region: 506-976 (156 amino acids)
Biological process (GO): vacuolar proton-transporting V-type ATPase complex assembly
Source: RefSeq, a predicted model, not a curated record
ACGCAACGCCCAGCUAUGCAACACUGUAUGUCACGUCGCGCCUAUACUCACUUUUGUUGGCCGACUUCAGGGCUUUCUCAUACUCCCCAUUGGAACCUUGCUUGUUCAACUCGGUGUAAAGCUGCCGGAUGGUCGCUUCCCGGUUUUCAUUCUUGGACAUGGCGAAGGCCGGUCACUGCUCCCACUGAUUCACAGCAAAAUUCGCGGAAAACUCACGGAAAAUCACCUAAAAUCCAAAUCACUCGCGUCGUGCGUGCAGACUCACUUUUCCUCUGCGUCUCGUGUGUUGACAGUUUCGACUGACAACUUGGCACUGGAUUUAGAAACUGGCCUAUAAAAUCCGAAUCUAUAAAUUUCAAUGUUCGAAAAAUGAAAUCGAUGUCAAAAUCAUGACAGCGAGAAACGUCAAAAUCACAUGAUGAUUGUUUUGAUUGCAAUCAAUUGGAAAUUUUCAUCAUCGGAGAAGUAAAAAUUCAACUUCCGAACAAGAAAAUUCCGUCUAAACAUGCCGAAAUCCCGCGAUGAAGUGUGCCAGCUGAUGGACAAACUGCUGCUCCACUCGCUGGAGCUGAUGGAGCAGGAAGUGAGGCUGAAAACUACCAUCGAAGCCGUCACCAACGAUGGUCAGCUGGACCUGGCGCACACUCGGUUCACCAAGGGGGCGCACUCGGUUUCGGCGGUUCAGCUUCCGACCGAGGACUACCGGGAUUUCAGUGCACUGAACUCGCUGACCGAGGAUCGGGACGAGCUGGGACAGGUCCAGUUGUCGCUGGACAACCACCCGGUGGACAAGGAAACGGGUCACAUCGAUCCGAUCAGGUGGUUCGGCAUUCUGAUUCCGGCUACGCUGCAAAGCGCGCGGACCAAGUUUGGACGGGCACUGGAGUACGUGGUUGAGUGCGGCAACGUUCAGAUUCAGCUGAGGAAUGUUCUGCUGAACUACGGUGCGCUGAAGCGACUGAAGGCGGAGUUGUGAUAGAGCUGAGAGGAUGCUGGAUAUAUCUUAUGAAUAUGUAACGUAUUUUUAAGUCGUUUAGUUUAAAGAUAAUUGAUUAAAUUUUGUUUCAUAUCGUUCCAAAUAAAUUUGUGCCUUUCAUUUACACA